Molecule: messenger RNA, 1052 nt
Organism: Cryptomeria japonica (Japanese cedar)
Lineage: Eukaryota; Viridiplantae; Streptophyta; Pinopsida; Cupressales; Cupressaceae
Exons: 6
Coding region: 152-634 (160 amino acids)
Biological process (GO): sterol transport
Molecular function (GO): sterol binding
Source: RefSeq, a predicted model, not a curated record
GAAUAUUCUCGUUAAAUCUUUUUGUAUCCGUUGCUUUUUAUUUCAUUAUCUGAUUUCUUUUUUGCUGGGUUGAUAGGCUUGAACUUUUCAUUUCAAUUCAUUCGGUUUUCCAGUUCCGUCUACAUCUAUAUAUACAGUUAAUUUUGGAGGGAUGAACCAGAAAUCGGUGUCUUGUGCUCUUCUACUGGUUUUGGCUUUGUGCUCAUCUCUCCAGGUUUCAGAUGCUGUGAGCUUCUGGACAUGUGGAACAAAGCGGAAAUAUUCUGUGUGGGUUCACUCUGUGACUUUAAAUCCAGAUCCUAUUCAGAAAGACAAACAGGCCACGUUCACACUUUCUGCCAUUUCUAGGAGAAAUGUUACCAUAUAUGGCGGGAAAUCGGACAUUUUGAUCACCUGGGUUGGAUUAAAAGUUUAUUCAGAGACUGUUGACCUUUGUUCCAUGACAUCAUGCCCUAUAAAGCAAGGAAACUUCACAUUGACAUAUACAGAAAAUUGGCCAAGAUUCGGACACUUUGUAGAUUACCACAAGCUUGAGCUACAGAUGUUAGAUGAGCAUUCUACUGAACUGACAUGCAUUGAUAUCAGUUUUCAUAUUAAUGGUGGAUUACCUCAAGCUCAAGCUACAGAUAUUUGAUGAGCAUUCUACUGAACUGACAUGCAUCGUUAUCAGUUUUCAUAUUAAGGAUAUCCUUCUUGCCAAGUACUAAAGUCUGAAAACAGAAGUCCCAUCUGCACCAAACAGUAGAAUUGAAUUGCAAAUCUAUAACAUAAAUUUCAUUUGUAUAUUUAACUGACUGAUUGAAGAGGUUUAGGAUGAAAGAAAAAUCUUUUCAAAUUGCUUCUGACUGACUAAGAAUUUGGAGAUAUAUGAAAUUAGUAGUAAUAUCAAUGAAUUUUGCAAAUUUUUGUUCGUGGAAGCUUUCCAUCUGGGGUGAUUGAUGAGACACAAAUGGAUUUACCUGCAUUGUUGGAAUGUUAUGAUACGCCUUGUGUUUCAUGGUUUUAACUUGAAAGACCACAUUAAAGAUAUGUUUUGAAAUCCUUCAAUCACA